AUGGUCGAACGAAAGCUACAGGAGGUUGUAUUUCAUAAUCCUGGAGACUACGAGCUUAUACUUAAAGAGUUUAAAGAACCUGAGGUCAGUAUAAAGGGACUUUUAAUAUUUUAAAGCUUUAUUCUAGUUGAUUCUUUUUACCUUAAUUUUUAGGAAGAAUUGAACAAAAACAGUAACGGAAUCAGGGAGCAUUCUAAUGGUUUGUUGGAAGAGUACUUUGUUUAUGUAGCACAUCGUGGUCAAACCGCUUAUGACUGGUCGUUAUGUCGAGGGCCAUUCCUUUGGAAGUUAAAGGUAUUACCUAAUUUACACUUUUAUUGUUUUUGUUUUAGACUGUUAUAGAGGAUAUGUUGGCCAAAGAUUCAGAGAAAGAGAACGACGAGAACGAACCGUUAAAACCUAUGAGUAACAAAGAAUAUUACGAUAAGUUAAAGAAUGACAUUUUACGACACUUCGAAGCAUUUGAAGCGGCGCCGUUUACAAUUCAAAGGUAAGACACAUUUAAACUAUUACAAUUAAUGACAGAAUAUUUCUUUUUAUAUAAUUGAAGGCUAAUAUUCCAAAUUAGCGACGUUUAUUAUGUGGUUUUACAGGUUAGCAGAGUUGCUGAUUGAGCCUACACGACACUAUAAUUUGGUUGGAAAAUUUUUAAGAGCAGUCGAGAAGACAGUUAACAUAGUAACAUGUGUAAAUCCGUUUGGUGAUAGGAUAGCUAAACUAGAAGACGACAGUGACGAAGAGGAAGAGCCAGUUCAUAGGGUGGAGAACAACUUUAUUGUUAGUGUAAGUCUUUAUCACCUUUGUAUAUUUUCCUGUUUGAUGUAAUUAACUAUUGGGUAACUAUAAAGAUAUUAAUUUGUAGGUAGAUGAGCUUGAUGAGCCAGUGGCAAAGAAGAUGAAGGUGAGUAACGAUGUCGAACCACCAGUGGAACAAGAAGAAACGAAAGAGAAAACGACAGAAGAAGUCUGA
Molecule: messenger RNA, 970 nt
Organism: Bursaphelenchus okinawaensis
Lineage: Eukaryota; Metazoa; Nematoda; Chromadorea; Rhabditida; Aphelenchoididae
Source: the annotation of a GenBank genome assembly